AUGGCAGAAACCGAGGCAACCCUCUUCAAGGUCGACUCUGCUACCCAGCAGCCUGAAGUCAAGGCCAAGCGCAGGCCAAGUUCUAUGGCAGCUGACUGCUAUGACAUCUUAGACCUCCAGAAAGAGGGCAAGCAGAUCAACAUUGCGCCCGAGACACAGAGGCUAGGGUGGAAGCUGAACAAAUCACCAUCAACAGUCGAAGACCCAUCAUUCCUGAGCUUGCCAUUGUGCAUACCCAAGGUCAAGAAGAUCACCCUGCACUUUCCACUUGGCCUUGAAGUUCAUGCACGGAACAUGAAGGGCGUCACCAUCAAGGAUGCACUAGAUGCCAUCCACAAGCAGUUCAAGAAGAGGCAAGAUGACGAGUUCGAGAAACCCUACCUAGCGGGUUUUGAGUGGGAUCCCGAGGAGGACUACACACGAUUCAUCGUCCACCAGACGAACACCCCCACCUCAUCAUUCACUAAGGACCAGUCUUCCAAGAAGAAGAAGAAGAAGGCUGAGGAGACUGAGGAGUAA
Messenger RNA from Macroventuria anomochaeta, 519 nucleotides. RefSeq lists its product as uncharacterized. Bases 1 to 519 code for a protein of 172 amino acids. Lineage: Eukaryota; Fungi; Ascomycota; Dothideomycetes; Pleosporales; Didymellaceae. The record is from RefSeq and is a predicted model, not a curated record. The transcript is spliced from 4 exons.